This is a messenger RNA of Archocentrus centrarchus (flier cichlid), 1193 nucleotides long. RefSeq names its product inactive phospholipid phosphatase 7-like. The transcript is spliced from 4 exons. Gene Ontology annotation, cellular component: nuclear envelope. The record is from RefSeq and is a predicted model, not a curated record. Gene Ontology annotation, molecular function: sphingosine-1-phosphate phosphatase activity. Bases 85 to 981 code for a protein of 298 amino acids. Lineage: Eukaryota; Metazoa; Chordata; Actinopteri; Cichliformes; Cichlidae.
GAAGGCCAGCAGAUCUAUUUAUAGCAGAGUCCUACAGAGCAGCAGACCCGGUCUAUCACGUCCUCCACCUCUGUACUGUCCACCAUGCCCGGCAGCCAGGCCCGGUGUAGGGCCAGAGAUCGCAACAACGUCCUGAACCGGCCAGAGUUUCUGUCCCUGAACCAGUCGUCCCGCAGGGAACAGGCAGGGGGGGAGGGGCGGGGGAGCAGCGGCGGUCCGAGGAGACCCGUCUUCAGACAGCAGAGUCAGCAGGACAACACUGGAGGGAGGGGGUCCAGAGACUCCAGUGAGGGGGGUCCAGGUGCUGAUGGCGGUGGUGUGAAGGACACUUCCCGGUGGCCAGAGCAGGACUGCAUGCAGCUCAACCCGUCCUUCAAAGGUAUCGCCAUCAGCUCUCUGCUCGCCAUUGAUAUCAGCCUGUCAAAGCGUCUGGGGGUCUGUGUGGGGGCUCAUGGCCCUGGGGCCCCGCUGCGCUCCAUGGUUACCCUGCUGGCACUCACAGGCCACGCCCUCCUCUGGAUCUGCGGCACUCUAAUCUGCCUGUGGAGGAGUAGCACGCUGGCCGGACAGGAAGUGCUUGUCAACCUGCUGCUGGCACUGAUCCUGGAUCUGAUGACAGUUGCUGGGAUCCAGAAGCUGGUUAAACGUCGGGGACCGUGGGAUUUCCCGCCAAGCUUUUUGGACUAUAUUGCCAUGGAUAUGUACUCGUUUCCAGCAGCCCAUGCCAGCCGGGCCGUGAUGGUGUCCAAGUUCCUGCUAAACCACCUGGUGCUGGCGGUGCCUCUGAGGAUCCUGCUCUACCUGUGGGCCUUCCUGGUGGGCGUGUCCCGGGUGCUGCUGGGGAAACAGCACCUGUCAGAUGUCGGCUGUGGCUUUGCACUCGGCUUCCUGCAUUUCAGCCUGGUGGAGUCGGUGUGGCUGGACUCGGCCACCUGCCAGAUGCUCAUCUCCAUCGGCACGCUGCACUGGACUCUGGUCUGACCUGCUUCAGACCCGUUCUGCUGCAGACUCGGGUCCAGUUUGGGCCGGUUUCACUGGGUUCUUCUGCCCUCCAUCAGCUCGCUGCUGCUGACUGAAGACAGGGGCCGCCUGGUCCUGAUUGCGGCUCUGUGGAGGACCUGAGGAGGGCUUGCAGGACUGUUUGAGUCUCAGGCAUUGAAACAGGAAGUGUCUGCAGUCCCAGUUUCUCAGAU